GUUUGUGUGUGUAAAACCGUAAUCCGAGGAGAGUCGUCACAUCACAUCGCAACGCCUUCUGCCCUUAGCCCUUGGCAGACACAUCUCAUCUCUGGCCGUGGGCAAGGUCAGGCCCCAAAUAGGAGUAUAAUUACGAAGGUCAAAAACAGAAACAGAAACCUCCGGACAGACCCCAUUCCAUCCCAAGAAGGUGAUCCCGUGACAAGGCGAGAACCAAGGAACAGGCGCCUCAACUACUGCUGCUGCAUGCGGCACUCGAGUCGGACAGUCGACAGUGAAGUUAUACAUCUCGAAGGAGAAGCCACUGCUGAUCAACAGGUGUGCCAUCCAGUGAAGCUCUCCAGCUCGCUGCCUGCCACACCGCAGCUGGGACAGCGGGCAGUGCGCGGACGGGGCUACAAGAAGCUGUCAUGGAAUGAGGAGCUGCCCCGCCAACAGGGGACAUCGACAAUGAUCACUCAUGGCCAGGAGUCCAGGGCCAGGCCACAGCUCUCCUAUAAGCACCUCAACAACAACAACAACGAGGAGGAGGAGGAGGAGCAGUACGAUCCCAUAGCCAAGUAUUUUGCCCAAACGUCGAACCAGCGGCAGCGGCAGCAACAGCUGCAAGAGCCAAAGCUGUUGCCGGCGAAAAGCUCACGGAUUUUGUGCGAGAAUUGCUGCGGAGAGAGGCAUCAACAAGUUGGCAGCGCCACGGAUCGCCUGCCGCUGCCUCAGCCUCAGGGGUUGCCGCUGGGAGACAGCGAUUCAGUGUCCGAUUUGUCGUCGUUCCGCUUUGUCUUCCACGGGGAGGAGGUCGAUGCCAAAAGGCGCGUAUUAGUCGAUGUCGAUGCUCAUAAUUGUAACCAAGGCGAUGAUGAUGAUAAUUAUGAUGAUGUUGAUGCCGUUGACGAUGACGAUGACGUUGCGCGUCGGCCGGUUAUAGAAAUAGAAAAUCGGGAGCCAAAUACAUCAGCCACAAAAGCGGAAAAGUCAGCAGCAACAACAGCAGCAGCGGAAGACGCGUCAUCGCCAGUGUUGUCGUCCCUGUCAUCCGAAAUCAGCGACGAGUCAGCGGCAAUUUGUUGUUAUACAAUUGACAAAAAACUGUCACAGCAGCGGCCACAGCCACAGCAGCAUCCGCAUCUUCGGGCCCAUCCGGACCUGCAGCACUACCAGUCCUCGGCGACGGUUAGCUAUCGGAACUAUCAGCAGGCAAAGUGUCCUCCGCCCGUGCCGCCCAAGCCUCGCGUCUGCAGCAGCAGCGAUGAGCCCGCUCUGAAGACCCGCCGCCUGGUCUGUCCGCAUCCGCGCAUCUAUCCGGCGCCGCAUGGCAGCUGCUGCGUCCGCAAGGGCUGUCCGCCGUACUCCUUCGAGGGGAACAACAACAACAACAACUACAACUGCAAGUUCGGAUCGAGUGGGGGACCACCGCGGUCGCUCGUCUACGACCGCCAUGGACGGCUGACCUUCGACUCGGAACCGGAAGUGAGAGUGGAAACCGAGCAUAGCCGCCGGGCCAACAACAACAACAACAGCAACAACAGCUGUGUGCGUCACAAGUCGCUGAGUGAAUCUCGAUUGCCGGUGACCCAACAGCAGUACAGAGAACUGAAAGUAGUGUCCGAUCCGUAUCCCGAUCCGUAUCCCUCGCGAGUGGCAACAGAACAGGGCUUGCAUAACCGAGGAUGCAGUGGUGCCAGAACAACGCCUCCAGUGAAUCCCAUCCCGAACCACAGUCCAAACGAAAACCCAUACAAGUCGAAUAAUCUACUCCUUCCCUGCAGCUGCAAUCCCCAUCUAUGCUCUUCAUUCAACAAGGAGAACGGGCACACAAUGGAGAAACGACGUAAUACCCUGGACCGGAUACAGCGCCUGGGAUUCGGGCGCAAAUCCUCGCCAGCUGCCACCGCCGCCGGCUCAUCCACCGCAUCCUCCUCCUCCGCCUUAGCGGCAGCAGCAGCAGGGCCGGAGAAGCAGCGCAAAACUUCAGAGCGGUCGGAGCGCCUCAAGGAACUGACGGAGCUGCUGAGAGGCAACGGGGGAAGCAGCUCCAGAGCCUCCUCCACGCCCACGCCACCGCCACCGCCGCCGGCACCGCCAGUGCCGCCACCGCGAAAGCCGCGUGGCGCCUGCUUGGAGCGCCAGGACACGGACACGGCCGCCAGUCAGACAUCCGAGAGCAGCAACGACGCCACCGCAAGGGGCAGCAGCCACAGCGGGGGAGGCCUCAGCACAGCCGCCCGCCUCUUUGCCUCACUCAGACCCAACACGAGUCUCUCCAACCUGGAGGCCUUCAUGUUGAGCAACCGUGAGAAGUCCAAGUCCCCGCCUCCAUCGACGCAGCAGCAGCAGCGACAGCAGCAGCAGCAGCGACCUGUGGAGAGAUGCCUAGAUGCCUCAACACGAAGCAGUAGCGAGAGUACGCCGCAAGCAUCGAGACCGGAGUCGCGGACCGUGAUCGGUUCGUAUGCGCCAAAGGGAAUUCCGUUUCGCUCCGUUUCGUUCUCGCAAAUCGACUGCAAGUCGACGCUCAGCGCCCUGAGGGAUCGCCUGAGGCGCGACAAGGCCAUCGAAGAGCCCAGCCCCAGUCCCACGUAUUUCAGGGAGAGAGAGGAGUCGGUCUCGUCUCCGGCAGCCGUCGCGGGUCCGGGUUGGGUGCACAUUCCCCUGAAGAAGACAGAGCUGUGCAUCAACCUGAACUACGGGCAGGAGAAGUCGCUGGACCACGACUCCAUCCAGGAGGAGGACAUUUUCUGCACAGAGGCGGUCUCUGGCAGCAGCUCGGGGAUCCUGUUCCCGGCACCGGCCACCGCCAGCAGCGUGAUAGCCGCCCAUGCCACCAUGGAGUCCCUGACGGACACUAUUCAGUCGGAGAGCGACUGCCUCAUCAGGGAGGAGAUCGUGCUGCCCAUCAUUGUCCAGCCCCUGGAGGUAACUCCUCCCGCCUCCGCCGGGGGCAGUGCCCCCAAUCUGGCCACGCUGAUGGAGGAGCAGCUGCCCCUGGAGUCUCCGCCAGACAACUUCCUGCAGACGGCCACCACCUGUGAGAUCCCCGUGCCCGUGUACGAGUGCGCCGCGCAGGAGUGGCUGGAGACGCCCGCCCAGGAGUGGGUGGAGGUGGUCCCGGAGACCAUCCAGCCGCCCAUCUCCCACGCCGCCUGCAAGGUGUCCCAGACAGAGUCCACGCUCACCACCGCCGUGAGGAGCGACCUGGUUCCCACCAUAUCGGUGAGCCGCUCCUCCGAGGAGGGCGAUGGAGUGGCCAGGAUAGACGACGCCCCGCAAGUAGAGCUGGCGACGACCGCCAGGAAUCCCUCGCCGGAGCAGCCGCACCAUUGCAAGCAGUACAGCCAAGACGACCUGGAGCUGUCCAGCCCCGAGCUCCGCAGCUCCCUGGAGACGGUGGCCACGCCCCGGCACAGCACGGACGAGCGCCAGAGGCGGCACUUGGACAACUCCACCAAGCGGAAGGGCAUGUACAUCGACAACGCCGACUGGCAGGCACCGCCGGAGGCAGUCAUCCGCCAUCGCGGACUGGCACUGGACAUCAGUGUGACGAACCUGAAUGCCAUCAAGCCCGAGUCGCCGGACGCACACUCCCACUCCUCGCAGAUGAACAUCAGCAGUCCCAUUAGCUGCUAUUCCUUUGAACUGAACACGCCCGAGCUGGAGAAGAACGCCCCGUCCUGGGGCAGCGGGGCGCGCGACAAGUCGCAAUUGCUAAGCAACUUUAGCUGCCACAGCAGCGAGGAGAAGGACGACGUGUCCAGCAAGAGUCUCAGCUUCCUGCGCACCGACUCCACCUCCGACAACGAGUGCGAUCGCAUCGCCAGGGACCGCGUCACCUCCAGUCCCACUCCCUCCACCGGCGACUACGACUACAAGCGAUUCUCGAAGCGCCCCCUGCGCGGACCCUACGGCCAGAUGCUCGAGGCGGAGAUGAAGAAGCCCAACCGGAUGCACUUCGAGGAGAUCCUAGAGGAGCUGCGGGAAACAGACAGCUUGCAUCUGCGAGGCGCUGCUGGUGCCUCGAGCCCCGUUGGGGCUUCAAGUGGUGCCCCCCGCCCCAACAUGCCGCAGUAUUCCAACUCGAUGCGUGUGCGAAAGACGAGCACGUACCUGCCCGUGCCCUCGCAUGCCCGGGCCGCCUCCACUCCCUCGCAGCUGGAGCACACCAGCAAGAACGCUAUGGCCUGCGCUGCCCCAAUCUCCGCAUCCGCCAAGAACCUGGGGGAGGCAGAGCUGGUGCACCACAUGAAGCGAGCCGCCUCCGAGGCGCCGGCCCCCAAGACGCACCACAGCAAGCGUAGCCAGUCCAUGAGUACGGAGCGGCCCAGCCAGCACCACCACGGUCACGCCCACGGUCACAGUCACGGUCACAGUCACGGACACAGUCAUGCUGCCAAAAGGAGCCUGGAUGCCAAUGCCAAUGGCAGUGCCAGUGCCAGUUCCAGUCCCAAAACGAAGACUUCUCCAACGCUGGACUUGAAGCCCACACCCGCUCUACUAGCGGAGCUUUUGAAGGGUUCCAGCGAGAAUAUGCUCUCGGAGCAGCGCCAGAAAACAAUUGCGGACACUCGCACGUAUGUUGUCCAAGAGAUCUACCGCAACGAGCAGUCCUAUGUGGAGUCGCUGCAGACUGUUGUUCUCAAAUAUCUGAAGGUGCUGAAGGCACCCGAACACGCGGGCAUGAUUGACACCCGCACCGUGGACGAGAUCUUUUUCAUGGUCCCGGACAUCCUCGAGAUACACGAACGGUUCUUGGGAGAUCUAAAGCAUCGCCUGGAUGACUGGGAUGUCCAGCAGAAAGUGGGCGAUGCCUUCAUGGAUACGUUCUCGAAGCUGGAGGUCCUUGAGGUCUACACAUCCUUUGUGAACAACUGCAAUCGGGCCAAGAACGCCAUACGCUCAAUGAAGCACCAGCGACCGUCGUUUGCCAAGUUCCUGGAGUCCACCUCCCGCGAGCACAAGGGAAAACUCACCCUCGACAACCUGCUGAUCAAACCGGUUCAAAAGUUUCCCAAUUACGAGCUUCUGUUUCAGCGACUGAUCAAGCACACGGAUCACGAUCAUCCCGAUCAGAAGCACCUGCAGGACGUGCUAAAGCUGGUCCACGACAUUCUGGUGCACAUCAACUGCAAGGAGCGCGAGAUCAUGGAGAACGGGCAGCGGGAGGCGACACUGCGCGAGCUGGAGGGCGUGAUCGAAGGCAUUACCGAUCUGACAGCGCCAGAGCGGCAGUUCCUUCUGUUCGAUCUCGUGUCGAUGCCCUCCGGUGCGGGGGCACGCAAGGACCGGGGCUUCUUCCUGUUCAACGACCUGCUCGUGCUCACCAGCAUCAAGAAACGAAGCGGCACCAUCCGCAAGCCCAGCAACAGCAUCUGCCCGGGCACCGUGGCCACCACGCUGGAGACCAACAAGUACAAGUGUCUCACCAAGAUCUCGCUGGACUGUCUGGAGAUUGUCAAGCCCAAGGACGAAAACAUCAAGCGCAUCGUCAGCGAAAUCGAGAGCCUGGCCGACGACUGCGGCAAGCUGCAGCAGAUCAGCGACAUCACCGCCUCCCUAAAGUACCCGCACCAGUAUCUCGAGGACGUCAUCCGCGAACUGCAUCGCGACGUCCAGCGGCAGCUCUCCGAGCGCCAGUCGAACGACACCCAGCUUAAUAUGCUGGAGCUGACAGUCAGUUCACCCAAUGGCAACCAGAAGCUGACGGUGGUCUUCAGCAAGACGGAGAAGCGUACGGCCUGGGAGGAGACCUUCAACGAGGCCAAGCAGAAGCUGGCUGCCACUUUGGAGCGCCAUCCCAUACCCGAGUUUCUUACCUCCAUACCCAUACGAAAGACCCGCGCCGGCCUGCAGUUCACCUGCGCGGCGGCCACGCUCAGCGAGAACCGGGACGUGUGGGUGUGCAACAGCGACGGGUAUGUGGGCCAGGUGUGCAUCAUGUCGCUCCACCCAGAGCCGAAUGUCACCAGCUGCAACGGUGUCUGCAAUGCUCGCAUCCUGUGCGUGGCAUCUGUGCCGGCGUACAGCUCUUCGGCCUCGAGUCGCAACAGCAGUGGGGAGCAGACCGGUGGAGGUAGCCAGGAGGAGAAGGAGAAGCCGCGGAACAGCUCCCAGCAGCCGCAGGCCACUCCGAGCUACACACAGCAGCUGCACGACUUCCGCAAGAGCAUCUCCCCCAGCUUCCAGACCGGCUCCUCCUCGGCCACGGCCACGCCCGAAAAGAAAAAGACACCCACGCCGGUGGCGGCUGGCGACGGUGUCGCGGUGGCCGCCAGCAACAGUGAUACUCAGCUGGAGCUGAAUCUGAGCUCCAGCGACGAUGAGACGGAAGCCGCCGCUGCCUCCGCCUCUGCCUCGCUGAACGUUGCCAGCGGCAGCACAGGAUCAGCUGGAUCUGGAUCUGCGGGUCUAGUGGAGCGUGUGCCUAGUCCCGCCCCCUCACUGCAUGCCGGAUAUCAUGGCCAUCAGGACUCGAAUCCCGAGGAGGGCGAGAGCAAUCAAUCAACCAUGUGGAUUGGCACCGAGGAUGGCUGCAUCCAUGUCUACAAUAGCACUGACAAUAUUCGCAUUAAGAAGAACCGCAUCAAGAUCGAGCACCACUCGGCCGUCUAUUCCAUUUUGUACCUUGACAAUCGUGUGUUUGUGUCGCUGGCAAAUGGUGAUAUCUGCGUUUACCUGAGAGAUGGUGCCACCUCCUGGAAUACGUGCUCAUCGCAUUGCCUGUCCAUUGGCACCGUCACCAGUCCCGUGACCAAGUUGCUGAAUGUCAACGGCAGGCUUUGGUGCUCCAUUCAGGGCAUCAUCAAGGUCCUGGAUGUGGAGACUCUAACGGUCAUUCAUCAGAUACAGAUAUCGUCGGAUUCAAAGCCGAUCACAAACAUGACAGUCGCCAGCAACUUUGUGUGGAUAUCCAUCCAGAACUCGGCACACAUUAAAUGUUUCCAUUCCAAUACCCACCAGCUAGUCACCGAAGUGAAUCUCGCGCCCGCCGUGAACAAGAUGCUCUCCAACUGCGACGAGAUCAUUAGGCAGCACAAGGCCGCCUGCCUGCGGGUGACUUCGCUGCUGUGCUGCAAGGAUCUCAUCUGGAUUGGCACCAGUGCGGGCGUCCUUCUGACCAUACCGGCCCUGGGCUACGAGAAGGGCGCCGUGAACAUUGUGCCCACAGGCAUUCCCCACGGCCACACCGGCCAUGUGCGAUUCCUCACAUUUGUGGAGACCACCGGUCUGGAGGGGACGACAGGAGCCGCCCGGGAGGCGAGCGGAGGUUCCACCAGCGAUGAGUACUCCAAGCAGGGCUCCAUAAAGCACUCCAAAUCCAAGUCGGAGACCAACAACACGCUGAUCAUUUCCGGUGGCGAUGGCUACGAGGACUUCCGCAACUCGGGCGCCAACUCGCUCAGCGAGAUCGCCGGCCGCGAGGACAGCACCAACCAUUUAUUGAUAUGGCAAAUUUGAAGCAGAAGGCGUAAAAAUCGCUGGAGGCUUUUGCUUUCGCGCUGGAAAAACAAUAACUGAGAUCAGGGAUCAGAGAUCAGUAGUGCCAGAUCAGUGCGUAGAGCGGAGUACAUACUGCAGCGGUUUUUAUGACUACGAUGAGAUUUACAGAGAGAGAGAUAGAGAGAGAGAUCGAUCUACAGCAGCUCCUAAGCUGGAAAUUAGUAGGUUUGGGAUUAGGGGACGGGACUGAUUGAUGCUCGAGAACCUAUCUAAAAAUUGUGUAUAUUUGAAACUGAAUGACUAAUUACGUUCAGCCUCUAAUCAAUCAUCAGAGAUUAUGUAUUAUGUAUAAACUAUUAACUAUAAACUAUGACCCCAGAAACCACCCCAAGCCCCAACCCCUUGACUAUCCUAGCCACUGGAUUAGUGCCAAAACUACAUAUAAUAUAGCCGACUCUCGCCACUUUCAAUGUACAUACAUACUGCAGAUCGCACAGAGCAGGGGGCAAGCAGAACAGAUCAAGAAGGGUAUGGAUACGAUAGAUAUUUUUGUAUUUGCUAAUAUUGUAUGUAUCUGUAGAUCCUAUUCAAGAGUUAAGCGUUCGUUCUAAGUUUGUUUGAAUUGAAUACAGGGGUCGUAACGUAAUGUGUAAAGUAAAACCUAUUAUACCUAUGCAAACCUAUAUUUAAUGCAAUAAAUAACCUACCCGUA
Molecule: messenger RNA, 8143 nt
Organism: Drosophila miranda
Lineage: Eukaryota; Metazoa; Arthropoda; Insecta; Diptera; Drosophilidae
Product: rho guanine nucleotide exchange factor 17
Exons: 17
Coding region: 247-7449 (2400 amino acids)
Biological process (GO): actin cytoskeleton organization
Molecular function (GO): protein binding; guanyl-nucleotide exchange factor activity
Source: RefSeq, a predicted model, not a curated record